Mytilinidion resinicola is the source of this 1075-nucleotide messenger RNA. Its product is annotated as ras-related protein rab-like protein-11B. Gene Ontology annotation, cellular component: recycling endosome. Lineage: Eukaryota; Fungi; Ascomycota; Dothideomycetes; Mytilinidiales; Mytilinidiaceae. The transcript is spliced from 6 exons. The coding region runs from base 199 to 837 and encodes 212 amino acids. Gene Ontology annotation, molecular function: GTPase activity; GTP binding. The record is from RefSeq and is a predicted model, not a curated record. Gene Ontology annotation, biological process: exocytosis.
GCUUUAUCCCACGUCUGGCCCGACCGCGAAGGCAUCCAGAUCCUGCCCCGUCCUCUCCCACGCUCACCACGCCCCCGUCCCGUACAGCUCCCUCGCCGCACCCGCCCGCCGCAGUCCCUUGGGCACUCCCGCACCGCUCGCGAAGCAUCACCGCUCCUCGAACCCCUCUGCUCACCCGGCCGCCUGCCCACCGCAACUAUGGCGAACGACGAGUACGAUUUCCUAUUCAAAGUUGUGCUCAUUGGAGACUCCGGAGUUGGUAAAUCCAACCUCCUGAGCCGUUUCACCCGCAACGAGUUCAACCUCGACUCCAAGUCCACCAUCGGCGUUGAGUUCGCCACGCGCUCAAUCCAGGUCGAUGCCAAAACCAUCAAGGCCCAGAUCUGGGACACCGCUGGCCAGGAGCGCUACCGGGCCAUCACCUCUGCGUACUACCGAGGCGCUGUGGGCGCUCUCCUCGUCUACGACAUCAGCAAGCACCAGACCUACGAGAACGUCACCCGAUGGCUGAAGGAGCUUCGCGACCAUGCCGACUCGAAUAUUGUCAUCAUGUUGGUGGGGAACAAGAGCGAUCUGCGGCACCUCAGGGCUGUCCCAACGGAGGAGGCGAAGCAGUUUGCGAGCGAGAACAACCUCUCUUUUAUCGAGACGUCUGCCUUGGACGCCAGCAACGUCGAGCUUGCUUUCCAGAACAUCCUCACUGAAAUAUACCGAAUUGUCUCCAGCAAAGUCCUAGACCAAGGCGAGGGUGGACAGAACGUUCUCGGCGGCGACCGCAAGGUCCUCGAAAUCAGCAAGUCACCAGAUAGCGAGUCGAAGCAAGGCAAAUGCUGCUAGAGUGCCGUCGCCUCCUACACGACGCUCCAGCAUCUUGCCCACCACCAAGUCGAUCCCCCUUUCAUACGAAAUGACUGUACUCUGCUUAACGGAAAUGGUAUAACAAGUGUGGCAUAACUACCUUUCUCGUUCUCAACACCCGCCCCAUCUUCUCUACCACGUACUUCACUUCUCAAUGCAAUGUGUCAUUCAUGCGAAGGUUGGCGUCUGAGAGAAACUCCUGGCCAUCAUUGUUUUU